This is a messenger RNA of Aphanomyces astaci, 1883 nucleotides long. RefSeq lists its product as hypothetical. NCBI's taxonomy places the organism in Eukaryota, Oomycota, Saprolegniomycetes, Saprolegniales, Verrucalvaceae. Gene Ontology annotation, cellular component: membrane. The coding region runs from base 34 to 1839 and encodes 601 amino acids. The transcript has a single exon. The record is from RefSeq and is a predicted model, not a curated record.
GUACAGUAGUUGUACCACCUUGGCUACUGUAGCAUGGGGGGCACUCCCACGUCAGUGUCCGACGUGUACGCCGUUCGGUUAGACGAGCUCAGUUCCAUCGUUGGUGUCAUCGAGUCGGACCUUGUUGCCGCACUGCAGCAGGAGGAGGUGGCUGUGGACGUGGCGUACACCGAUCGUCCGUCCGUGUCGCCGCUGGGAGGCGGAGCAGGUUCGUUCAAAGGGUUUGCUGUUGGUGUGGACCAGUUGGUUGCGGUGCAGCCGCCGCUGUCGAUUCCCACAAUCGAAGCCCCCACAACAGAAGCGUCGUCAUGGCUACUACUGCAGGCACCACCAAGGCACAACUACGGCACGGCCAAAUCGAGGCUUAAGACUGUGGUGAGAACCAUCGGUCGAUUCCAAUUCCUCGGCAAGCAGCGCCUCGCGAGACAGCGCAACACGUGCUUGGACGGCGUGCACCGUUUGGAAGUGACGCUGCACACUCCUCGUGUCCGUGACCCUUCGACGACAUUGCCAUGGCCGGUGACGCCCCGCAGCCCCAUCGAUCUGUGCCAUCUGGCCUACAUGAUUCCAAUGGUCCCGUCGUCGUCCUCUCCGCGGCAGCAGUCUUUCCACCAACCAAAGCAUCCCCAUCAGUACAUCCUAGCAGUCCAGGCAUCGCCAGACGAACCCGACUGUGCAUCGCAUAUCCAAGGCGGCGGCACACUCCUGCGGCAGUUGUCCAACUUAGCCACGCUGCCGCCAUCCCAUGUGACCAACGUGACGUUGGAAACCAUCCACGACAAUAACGCCGCGACUAUCGGCGUCCAUGUGACAGUGACCAAGCGCGUACCGGUGGCUGGCUACGUCUUGUUGAUCGCGGCCCUUGUCACGAUCUCGUCGCUGGGGGCGGCGCUGGACCUGCAGCAACAAGUGGACCCGUUCGUCAAGCUGUUCUGGCGCACUACGGCGUCCAUAAUUGGCUUUCUGCCGUUUGCGGCCUACGGACUGUACGAGCGCGGAUGGCCCAAGUGGACGUUGCGACUGGUGGGUUGGUUUGCCGCCUGCUCCGUCGCGUACGCGCUGUUCCUCAUGACGUUUCUCUGGGCGUUGAAUCACACCACGAUCGGCCACGCGUACAUUUUCAACAACUGCCACUCGCUGUUGAUUGUCAUGGGAAAGUUCGUGCUGGGGUAUCCCGUCGUGUUGUUUGAAAUCGUGGGGUCCGGUCUGGGACUCGUCGGUGGUGUGGUCACAACCUUGGAUCAUGCCAGUACGAGUAGACCGGACAACAUAGCUUCGUUGGUCGUGCAGGCGUCGUGGCAAGGGGACGUGGUGGCGUUGAUCGGGGCUGUCGGUGGCGUGUUCUACCUCCUCACAGCCAAGAAACUUCGCCAAGAGAUGGACGUGUUUGUGUUCAUGACGCUGCUCUUCGCCGCCACAGCGCUGCUGCACAUUCCAGUGUUUUACGCGAUGGACAUUGACGUCCGAUGGACGACGGAUCACCACGUCGGGUGGUUUGGGUGGGUGCAGCCAGACAUGCUUGGCGUCGAAUUGUACCUGGUCUUUGUAUGCACGAUCAUUGGCACUGUCGGGUACAUCAGCGUGAUGAAGUAUUUUGACCCGAUUGUCGUGAGUGUGGUCAUGUUGCUCGAGCCCGUCUUGGCCACCGCGAUGGGCGUGUUUGUCGGCGUUGACGCCGUUCCUGGCUUCCUGACUUGGAUAGGUGGGUCUUUGGUCAUCCUUGGCACGGGCCUUGUCGUGCUGGCAUCAGCCAACAAGAUCGAAUCACAUGACGUGUCGGAUGCAAUCCACAAGACACCAAGCACUGCCACUGUGUACAGCUGCAAGUUGAAGGCAUAGAGAUACAUGUGUGUGUUUAUAAUGAGUACAAGUGUGAAGCCUCA